This is a messenger RNA of Linum trigynum, 894 nucleotides long. The record is from the annotation of a GenBank genome assembly. NCBI's taxonomy places the organism in Eukaryota, Viridiplantae, Streptophyta, Magnoliopsida, Malpighiales, Linaceae.
CAACCUCUGCGUCCUCUCCAACUCCUUGAGAGAAACGGCACCGCCAAGUCAAUGCAAGCAAGCUGCAUCUCUUCUCUCUCAGUUCAGCUUCAGCAUGAGAACUCAACUUCCACCACCAUUCACCCUAGCGCGCUCUAUAUAUAUAUAAACAUGCAUUCUACUCUCCCAUCAUCCAUAUUACAACAAUACACACACACAAAAAAAUAUUCAUCACAAAUCCAUAAUUCACAAACUUACGUACCCAACGAUGGCUUCCACCAACACAUGUCACGGCCUUCUCCAGUUCAUUGUAGCAGCAACCUCUUCCAUCAUGUUAAUGUCUUCACUCUGCCACCACUCCCAUGCUCAGAACUCGGCGCAGGACUACGUGAACGCCCACAAUGCUGCUCGAGCCCAGGUCGGGGUGGCCAACAUCACGUGGGACGCGACGGUGGCUGCAUACGCCCAAAACUACGCCAACGCCAGGAUAUCAGACUGCAGCUUGGUCAAAUCGGGAGGUGCCUACGGGGAGAACCUAGCGAAAGGAAGCAGCUCCGUCUUCACCGGGACCGCCGCCGUGAACCUCUGGGCGGCGGAGAAACCCUACUACGACUACGCGUCGAACGCGUGCGUGGGAGGGCAGCAGUGUUUGGAUUACACUCAGGUGGUGUGGGCGAGCUCGGUGAAGUUAGGGUGCGCCAGGGUUCAGUGCAACAACGGCUGGUGGUUCGUCACUUGCAACUACGAUCCCAAGGGCAACGUCCCUGCCCAGCGCCCUUACUGAAGGAAUGCCUCAUAAUAGUGUUACAUAUGUUUAAUCAUCCCCACCCAACCCAUAAGCUAUAAUAUAUAUAUAUAUAUGUAGGGCACGUGCAACCCAAAUAAUAAUAAUACUAAUAAUGCAUGUUAUAAACG